AUGCCGUUCAAUGCCCUCGGUCUCCCCCUCGAAUACUGUUCUCGGGAGUACCGACUCCAUGCCGGCCGUCCCGCUCCAUUAUGGAUGCCCGCAGACCCAAGGGCAACACCCAUGUCUAGAUACCGGGAGCGCAUCAAUUCGAAUUUCUCCGCCAGGCUGAAAGACUCCCAGGAGCUUCACCAGUGGACCGUACAACAUCCUCACGAGUUCUGGAUUGAUCUGUACGAGUAUUGCGGCAUUGUCCCACAGCUUCCCAGCCACACUAGGCUCGCAUACAACCCCCGGCUGGGACUUCGCGAUGUGCCAGCCUUCUUUCCAGGCCUGAAGCUCAAUUACGCAGAAAAUGUGCUUGUCCCAAACACUAAUGCGAAUCCUUCUGCUGUGGCAUUGGUCGGUCUGAGGGAGAAAGAUCUCGGUCAUCCAGAGAACGUCACCUGGUCCGAAUUGACAGAGCUGGUGCGUGUGGCCAGAUCGGCCUUGGCCCGUCAAGGCAUCAAACAGAACCAUGUCGUGGCAGCGCUCAUGGCCAACUCCAUUUGGACCAUCGUCCUCUUUCUGGCCUGCGCCUCGAUGGGUGCCAUCUUCACCUCGGUGUCGCCAGACAUGGGCAUUGCCGGCUGUGUCGCCCGUUUCGCCCAAGUCUCUCCUCGAGUGCUCUUCGCUGAAGUUGAUCUAGCAGUUCGAGGGCUGCGUCCGGCAAUGAUGGGGAAAGUGCUGGAGAUUCUGCGAUCGCUUCCCCCCAGUGUGGCACGGCCGCAGGUGGUGUUUGUGCCCACCGGCCAACGGCCACACUUGCAACAGAAUCUGGACUAUGUCAGGCCCCUCGGCGUCUCACUGCAUACCUUCCUGCUCAAGUCGAGGCCAUCCGAUGCUUUGCGCUACACCCGGCUUCCCAGCGACCACCCUCUGGUCAUCGUGUACUCGUCUGGCACGACAGGAGAACCCAAAUGUAUCGUCUCGCCUCACAUUUCGAUCCUGAACUACAAGAAGAUCGCCCUUCUCCACAACUCCCUCGGUCCACACAGCACUGUCUUCCAGUACUCGUCGACCUCCUGGAUCCUCUGGAACGUGAUGAACGGUCACCUCUCCGUUGGUGCUAAAGUAAUCUGCUACGACGGCGGAGCCCUCUACCCGGACCCUUCGACGCUUCUGCAUAUUUGUGACCAGUUCAAGGUAACGUACUGGGGCACUUCGCCGCGCUAUCUGCUCGAACUCGAGCAAUCUGGCAUCCAGCCUUCCUCCUUCGACCUCUCAAACUUAGCCCUGGUCACCACCACCGGUGCCACCCUGACCGGUGAGCAAUUCCACUGGUUCUACUCGGCCUUCCCACGCCGCAUCCAUCUUUCCUCUGUGGCUGGUGGUACAGAGAUCGCUUCGUCCUGGGUCGCCACCGACCCCGCAGGGCCGGUCUACGCCAACGAAAUGCAGAUGUGGGCUCUGGGCCACCACUGUGACAUUCUGGACCCCGACACGGCUGAGUCUAUAGCCAUGACGGGCCGACCAGGAGAGCUUGUGUGCCGGGCGCCGUUUCCCAGCAUGCCGUGCAGAUUCUGGGGCGACGUCGACCACAAGAAGUACCGCGCGGCGUAUUUCGAAAAGUUCAAGCUCACAGAUCCCGACAUGAGCAAGCACAACUUCCUCGACGUCUGGGCCCAGCAUGACUUCAUCGUCAUGAACCCGGUCACGCGCGGUGUCCAGAUUCUCGGCCGUAGCGACGGUGUCCUGAACCCCUCGGGCAUUCGCUUCGGCAGUAGCGAAGUCUACAACAUCGUCGAGGGCCCGCAGUUCAACACCGUCUUUGCCGACACCCUGUGCGUCGGCCGCCGCCGCCCCAUGGACCGAGACGAGACCGUCUUUCUGUUUGUCGUCAUGGUCCCGGGCCACGAGGCUGGCUUUAACGACCACCUCGUCGCUAGGGUCAAGGCCGCCAUCCGCCACGGCCUCUCUGCCCGACACGUGCCCAAAUUUGUCCUCCCCGUCCGUGCCAUCCCCUAUACCGUCAACGGAAAGAAGGUCGAACUUGCCGUCAAGAAGCUCAUCAGUGGCUUCGACGUCAAGCCCAGCAGCACUAUCAGAAACCCAGAAUGUCUCGACGAGUACCGCCCUUUCCGGGACUUGGAGAGAGUGGGAAGCGCCGAGAGGUUGUAG
Messenger RNA from Capronia epimyces CBS 606.96, 2148 nucleotides. RefSeq names its product acetoacetate-CoA ligase. The transcript has a single exon. The record is from RefSeq and is a predicted model, not a curated record. Gene Ontology annotation, cellular component: cytosol. Lineage: Eukaryota; Fungi; Ascomycota; Eurotiomycetes; Chaetothyriales; Herpotrichiellaceae. Gene Ontology annotation, molecular function: acetoacetate-CoA ligase activity. The coding region runs from base 1 to 2148 and encodes 715 amino acids.